Molecule: messenger RNA, 3018 nt
Organism: Pyricularia grisea
Lineage: Eukaryota; Fungi; Ascomycota; Sordariomycetes; Magnaporthales; Pyriculariaceae
Exons: 1
Coding region: 1-3018 (1005 amino acids)
Source: RefSeq, a predicted model, not a curated record
AUGGCGGGGUCUCCGAAGCCAGACGACACCGACAACAGCUGGGCCAAUGCAGCUUCAAAGCGGGAAAACGUUGGCGUCUGCACCAAUGCCUCAGCUCAGCUGCAACAACAAUCAGCAGCAGCAUCAUUGCCUACCGACCAGGGUCAUCAGCAGCAGCGUCAGCAACUGCAAUCACCUUCUUUCCACCAGCAACAAGGGCAACAGCAGCUCAAUAUAGUAUCUCCAUAUGUCUCUAGGAGCAACACCGUCACCUCCAAUGUCUCGUCAAUCGCGACCCAAGACAAGGCGCUAGACGCUGCCGGCGCAUACAGCACUCGCGCGAACCGCCAUCUGCCUGCUUGGAAGGAAGAGGAGGCCGGCGUGGCAGUAGCAUUGACAGCUAGCAUUAAUAACAACAGUAACACCAACGCUACGCCCUCAACUGGCUUUCCUCAAUCCUCAAGUCCACCCGCCAUGGAGCAACCACAGAGCAGUUUCUUUUAUGGUCAAUCAGGAAGCCAACCUCAGUAUCAAGUCGUGCAGGAUGCUAAUGGGCAAUUUUACUACUCCCAAAGCUCUGAUUACCAGCAGCCUGGAAGUGAUCAAUUGUACCAAAGCCCUGCAUUCAUGGCCCCUGGCCCAUAUUCCCAUACAUCGACGGAGUAUAGAGGUGCUGGUGAAAUGCAUGAUCCUCCUCAGUCAGCGUUCCUCAUCGACAACAACGAUCCUGAUAAAGCUGCCGGUUAUCGUAACGGCGACAGCAAACAGGGAAUCUACCACCAUACGAUACAUGCCGAAUCACCAUCGAUGCUGCCGCCGGGGCAACUACCCCCGCGCCCCAGCCGCAGCAAGUUCAAGCACAGGAUCUUCGGCCGCUGGCGCUGGCAUUCGUGGUGGGGCAUGUUUCUCUUUGGAAUUUUUGGUAUCGCGUGUGCCAUAGGUCAUCAUGCCUGGUACAGCUCUUUGCAUGGAAAGAAGGCCGAGCGUCAGCUGGAGUAUGUUCGUUACGGAACUAUCCUCGCCUUCGGGGCCAAGGCCGGCCUGAGCGCCUCCAUCGUGAUGGCCUAUCGCAUGCGGGUGUGGACGACGGUGCGAACGCGGUUGAUGAGCGUCAGGGCACUUGAUUCCAUGUUCGCUGCGACCGAGGACGUCACGGCCUUCUUUAACUGGGAGUUUAUUAGCCGAGCUAAGACGGUGGCCGCCCUGGUUGCAUUUGUCUGGCUUUCUCCCUUGAUCGUUAUUCUGACUGCAAACACACUGAUUGUGGAGAUGCAGCCGGCGGAGCACAAGACAUUUUGCCCGAGCGUACGGACUCUCAACUUUGGUCUGGAGGAGACCAACGACUGGCGCAAGCCAACCCUGGUUGACGACUUCAGAUCGAUGUCGCUGUCUUUUUACAACUCGACCAUCACUGCAGCCGACGACCCUCCUCCCGAAGGCUGGUUUGAUUAUUGGACCGGCGCAUCACCAAAGCUCGAGCAGGCUGCCACAAUCCCAGCUUUCAUGGAGACGGUCAGUCCCCGCCAGAAUGUAUCAUCUGACGUUUGCUCUCAGGGUUGGGAUUGCCUGUACAACAUCUCCUUCACCGGUCCCGGCUACAAGUGCACGGAGCUUGCGAGCGGCAUUGACUCAGUACCCAAGAUUUUGACAAUGCAAUCGGGUUUUAAGGCCAAGUCUCCGAUUGAAACAGACUGGCUUCUUCCCAAAGGAAGCCAUGCCUAUUAUGCGUUCAACACGGGUGGAGAAUACUCAAAGACGCAGAUGAAGGAAGUGUCCCCUGGUGGCAAGCCCAUUGGCAACUUUAGCAAGGGAAGCAGUUCACCGAAAUACCCCAGUCACAUGGGAGCUUUCCGUACAGAUCCCUUGAUUUGGAUAGGAUAUUCCGAGACUAUGAAACCCUAUGAUCAGCUGCCUGUCAACCGGAGUGACCCCGAGUGGAACAACGCCUUCGUCCCCAAGAUUUUUGCUUGCGAGCAUUACGAGACAAAGUACACUGUUCAGUUCAACCACACUGGCGGUGUGCAAAACACGACUGUUUUGUCCCGAGAGUUUAUGAGGCCCAUCAUAAAUACUACUUACCUCGCCAAAGUCGAUGCCGAGGACGGCACCAACGACAACACGACGGCUGUACCCGAGUCGAACUACAUCAAGCCGCAAGAUAUCGCCAAGUACCGCCUCACGGCCGGAUACUAUGGCAUGGGACAGCAACUACGGCUUUUCCUCAACGGAACCGUGUCCAUGGAUGGACCCGAAAGCACACCAUUGUCGAACCCGAAUGCUAACACAAAGGCCAUGCAAACAAAACUACUAGAGAAGCGGCUGUACACACCAUACAAAGAUCUUAUGGGCCGUGUGCAGGGUCUCUAUGAAGAUAUGCUUCUAUCUAUAUUUGCCGACCCUCUUCUAGACAUUGUUGUCUGGGCUGCAAAGCCAAACGAGCCCAGUGGCCUGCGCACUUCCCAGGCUGCUGCACUAGAGAAUAACCAGGAUCCCAAGGACUACGAGCACCCUUGUGUUAAAUCAAAAACGGACAACGUCUUUGUCUACAAAAAGGCCGACCUCUGGGCGGUGUACACCAUCGGCAUCGGACUUACCAUGCUCGGCAUCGCCGCAGGCCUCUGGGCCGUCAUCUGGGAGGAGCGGCAGGGCGGCCGCAUCGCACGCAACACGCGCUUCAGCAGCAUCGUGGCGGCGACGCGCGGCCCAGCCCUCGACGGCGUGGCGUGGUGGGCUGUAGACCGAGGUCGCGUCCCCAAGGACGUCAUGGCGGCGCGGAUGGGCUUCGGCCUGCUGCCGAGCGAGUACAGGAAGAGGCAGAGCGGGGUCCCCAUGAUGGGCACGCCGGGCAUGCCCUCGCGGCAGUUCAGUUCUGACACGUUCAGCUUGGCCGAGAGGAGGACCAUCAGUGGAUACAGCCCGGCGAGAGCGGCGUCGCCGACUGCCAGCUUGCGGAGGAGGGGGAGAGAUCCGCUCAUGUACGGGUUCGGACUCGAGGGUGAGGUUGAACAGCCUACUACCAAGCUGCCCAAGUUUGGGUAA